UUUUUUUUCUUUCCUCAAAAUUUCUUUUCACUUUUAUAUUUAAUUAAUAUGGACAACGACGACUUAAUCAAAGAGACAAAUCUGAUACCAAUAUCUCAUCUAGCAUUUUCGAUUCCAUUAAUAUUGGCAAAUAUAUUCUCAUGUGUGCCCUUAGAAAAGUACAUUGUUCCAUGUUGUUUAGUAAGUAGAUGGUGGAAUCAACUAGCAACCGAAAGAUUAUGGUAUAGAUUUCAAGGAUUAAAAAAUGAUACAAAAACAGGAUCAUUUGCGAAAUUUUUAAAGAUCUUACAACAAUCACAUUUAUAUUUCGAAGACCCAAUAAAAUAUGUCGAUAAAAGAUCUAUUCAUAAUUAUGGAACAUAUGUUAAAAUAUUGGAUUUGGAAAAAUUAAAAAUAAAUCAAGAAAUAUUAUUAGAUACGUUAGAUUGCUGUCCUAGAAUUGAACAAUUAAUAAUAGGGGGUCAUAGGGAAUAUCGUGUAUUAAAUAGUGAACAAAUGAAUAAUAUAGCUAAAAGGUUACCAGAAUUAAGAUUGUUCAAAUUUAACGAAAUUGAAAUAAACGAGACUAGUGCAUUAGGAGCAAUAGCAGAAAAUUGUUUAUUGUUGGAAGAAUUGAUUUUAAAAAGAGAUAUUUUAUGUGAUGGGAAAGUUUUACUUGAAAUUACAAAAAAUUGUAAAAGAUUAAUUAAAUUAGAUAUUCAGGAAAAAUAUUACGAAGACGAGAUAAUGUUACCUUGUUUAUCAAACUGUCCUAAUUUAACAUUUUUAAGAAUUCAUCAAUGUAUUGCUAUUUCAGAAUUACUGCUAUUGAGUAUUUAUAAAUCAUGUCCUAAACUAACGAACGUCACUAUAACUAAUGUAUCAGAGAUUACAACUGAAUUUGUAAUAGAAACUUUUAAACAUUUCAAAGCCAAAACGUUGAUCAUACAAAAUACGGAAAGAAGUUUAGAAUCUGAAGUCCAAGCCGAUGGACAAUCAAUAACCGUUUGUUUAUAUGAUGGCGAUUUAGGUAGAAUUAUUAAUUAUUUCAGGAGCAAUGAUGAUGAUGAAUAUGUUGAAUAUAAAAUGUCUAAUAAUAAGGAACAACAUAUAUUAAAGGAAUUAACAUUGAUAGAUUUUCCAUUAAAUAAAACUAUACUUGGAAUUAUUUGUGAUGUGAUAAAUCAAUUAUCUAAAUUAGAAUUAUCUGGCAUUGAAAAACAAAAACUCUCAAAAUCUGAUGUAUUGGAAAUAAUUCCGAAGCUGAAGAAUCUUCGUCAUUUUUCAAUUAGAUUUUCUCAUCCCCCUGAACCUUUACUGGAAGAAGAUAGAAAUCAAUUGUUUCAAAAAUGUUCUCAAUUAGAAUCAAUUAAAUGGCAUUUAACGAAAAAUGAAAGAAAAUGAUUAUUUUGGUAUUUAGAUUACGAUGCAUUAGUCAAUAAUCAUAUGAAAUAUACAUUUUUAUUCUUUAAUAUC
Molecule: messenger RNA, 1455 nt
Organism: Rhizophagus irregularis DAOM 181602=DAOM 197198
Lineage: Eukaryota; Fungi; Glomeromycota; Glomeromycetes; Glomerales; Glomeraceae
Biological process (GO): SCF-dependent proteasomal ubiquitin-dependent protein catabolic process
Cellular component (GO): SCF ubiquitin ligase complex
Source: RefSeq, a predicted model, not a curated record